UCUUAACCUGCCCUCAUGGCCGAGGUGAAGGUGAAGGUGCAGCCGCCGGACGCGGAUCCGGUGGAAAUAGAAAACAGAAUUAUAGAGUUAUGCCACCAGUUCCCUCACGGAAUCACAGAUCAAGUAAUUCAAAAUGAAAUGCCUCACAUUGAAGCUCAACAGCGGGCGGUGGCCAUCAAUAGACUGUUGUCCAUGGGUCAACUGGACCUUUUAAGGAGUAAUACAGGCCUAUUAUAUAGAAUAAAGGAUUCUCAGAAUGCUGGUAAAAUGAAGGGGUCCGAUAACCAGGAAAAACUUGUCUACCAAAUCAUAGAGGAUGCAGGCAACAAAGGAAUAUGGAGCAGAGAUAUUCGAUACAAAAGUAACUUGCCAUUAACGGAAAUUAACAAAAUUCUCAAGAAUUUGGAGAGUAAAAAGCUUAUCAAAGCCGUGAAGUCUGUGGCUGCCUCCAAAAAGAAGGUUUAUAUGCUCUAUAACCUACAGCCAGACCGAUCUGUGACUGGCGGAGCCUGGUACAGUGACCAAGAUUUUGAAUCUGAAUUUGUUGAGGUGCUUAACCAGCAGUGUUUCAAAUUCCUACAAACCAAGGCAGAGACAGCGAGAGACAGCAAACAGAAUCCCAUGAUACAGAGGAACAGCUCAUUUGCCUCAUCACAUGAAGUGUGGAAGUACAUCUGUGAGCUGGGCAUCAGUAAGGUAGAGCUGUCCAUGGAGGACAUUGAAACCAUCUUGAACACACUCAUUUAUGACGGGAAAGUGGAGAUGACGAUCAUCGCUGCGAAGGAAGGCACUGUUGGCAGUGUAGAUGGACACAUGAAACUGUACAGGGCAGUCAACCCAAUCCUCCCACCUACGGGCUUGGUCCGGGCACCCUGUGGACUCUGCCCCGUUUUUGAUGACUGCCAUGAGGGUGGUGAGAUUUCACCAUCUAAUUGUAUUUACAUGACAGAGUGGCUUGAGUUUUAAUAGAGAGCUGUGAACUUGACCACAUCUGGCAAAGUGAAUUACUUAGAGAGCAAACAAUUCAUGAUGGAGCAGACUUCACAACAAUGGAUACUGACUCGCUGCUAUCAAAACAUACUUAUUUAUGAAGACAGAGAAGACAAAGAAGAUUAAG
This is a messenger RNA of Acomys russatus (golden spiny mouse), 1117 nucleotides long. It is a transcript of the gene Polr3f, whose product is annotated as RNA polymerase III subunit F. NCBI's taxonomy places the organism in Eukaryota, Metazoa, Chordata, Mammalia, Rodentia, Muridae. The transcript has 9 exons. Gene Ontology annotation, cellular component: RNA polymerase III complex. Gene Ontology annotation, biological process: transcription by RNA polymerase III. Bases 16 to 966 code for a protein of 316 amino acids. The record is from RefSeq and is a predicted model, not a curated record.